[Torrubiella] hemipterigena is the source of this 2460-nucleotide messenger RNA. NCBI's taxonomy places the organism in Eukaryota, Fungi, Ascomycota, Sordariomycetes, Hypocreales, Clavicipitaceae. The record is from the annotation of a GenBank genome assembly.
CACCACCACCAGAACUCGACCAAUUCCUCCGUGACUCUCUCUUUCUCCCAUCUCUUUCCCACAACCACCCCGUUACAGCUCCCUUUCCGCAACCCAAGGAGACAAUCUGCACCGCUGCUGAUUUCUACCUCCUCUCUUCCACCCGAUCCGCACGAUAGACCAAAGCUGCCCGCCUUGUUCUCUUCGUAGCCCUUUCAGCCUGAGCGCCCGCAUCCGUCGUUGGCCCGAAUCACGCACACAUCUUCCCUUCGCCCUGCGCCCAACAUCGCCAGUCACUCACACGACCUGACUUCCUGUUAGCUACCACUAUCUACACGCUGCCAAAAUCCCCGACCUCGAACUGAAAUCAUGGGUCAAACUCUCUCAGAGCCCAUCGUCGACAAGUGGAUAUGAAUACGAUUGAGAAUGGCACCUGUCAGCUUUUUUCCAAGCCUAGUUUUCACUCUAUCAUCACCACGCAAACCGUUGCAUCGCUGCGCAAAGGCUCGCCCGCCGCGUGCAAACCCUGCGUUUCCCCCUCCUCGUGCCCCGCUACGACUCUACCUGCGGUCUGACAGCCUAACGCCACGCAUUACCUGCCUGCCACAGAUGUCUACGUUGUGAAUGUAAACCCUGUGAACUGACCAUGAUUAUUGUUUUCUAGACGUCCGACAGUGGUGAGGAUGACAGACUCAUCUACGGUGUCUCUGCUAUGCAGGGAUGGAGAAUUAGCAUGGAAGACGCCCACACGACAGUGCUCGAUAUGAUUGCCGCCACCACUGGUGAAGCUCCCAAGACCGACGGCAAGAGACUAGCAUUUUUUGGUGUCUUUGAUGGUCACGGUGGUGACAAGGUAGCUCUGUUCUCCGGCGAGAACAUCCACAACAUCAUUGCCAAGCAAGAUUCAUUCAAAAACGGCGACUACGCCCAAGGUCUCAAGGACGGUUUCCUGGCUACCGACCGUGCCAUCCUCAACGAUCCCAAAUAUGAAGAUGAAGUAUCUGGCUGCACCGCUUGCGUCAGCUUAAUAGUCGACAACAAACUCUACGUGGCCAACGCUGGUGACUCUCGAGGUGUCCUUGGCAUCAAGGGCCGCGCAAAGCCUCUGUCCAUUGACCACAAGCCUCAGAUGGAGAGCGAAAAGAACAGAAUCACAGCCGCUGGUGGUUUUGUCGACUUUGGCCGCGUCAACGGUAACCUCGCUUUGUCUCGUGCCAUUGGUGACUUUGAGUUCAAGAAGAGCGCUGAGCUCUCUCCCGAAAACCAGAUCGUCACAGCUUACCCCGAUGUCGAGGAGCACGAUUUGACCGACGAGGAUGAGUUCCUUGUUCUGGCCUGUGAUGGAAUCUGGGAUUGCCAGUCCUCUCAGGCUGUUGUUGAGUUUGUUCGUCGAGGUAUCGCUGCCAAGCAGGAUCUCGAUAAGAUCUGCGAGAACAUGAUGGACAACUGCCUUGCUUCCAACUCCGAGACCGGUGGUGUUGGCUGCGACAACAUGACCAUGACCAUCAUUGGCUUCCUCAAUGGCAAGACCAAGGAAGAGUGGUACGAGGAGAUCGCUAAGCGAGUCGCCAAUGGCGAUGGCCCUUGUGCACCCCCCGAAUAUGCGGAAUUCCGCGGCCCUGGCGUCCACCACAACUAUGAAGAUAGUGACAGUGGCUAUGAGCUGGAUGGCGAAAACAAGGAAGACACGCCCGCUGAGGCCGAGACCGCCGAGACCAAGCCUGCCUCCACCGAGGCGGAAAAGAAGGAGACGACCGAAGAGACGAAAGAAUAAAGCGAUCAACGAUUGGCCAAUUAUCAACUUCUGCGAAAACAGCGACACAUACUUUACUCUCAAAAGAACUCUACUACCCCCCAUUCUACGAACCUGGGCGAGGACAGAAUCGUCUGCGUUACUUUUUAUGCACAUGUUGAACGAUGAAGGCGACUAGAUACGACUUUUUGGCAACUCUGCUUUUUCUUUUCUUUCAAGCUCUCUCGCCUGCAUUAGCAAGGUGGGCGUCCCUCGUAUAUCUUUUUAUUCUGCUGUCUUGAGGUUUGGCUCUCGUUUUGUUUGCCACGGUUUUUCUUGGGGCGACUUGGAGUUGCGUGCAACAACAAACGAUCCUGAGAAGGGAGGUGUUGCAUGGAUCAUUAAAACGGAAACCCUUUUUAAAAAACCACGGUUUGUUUCUUCUAGCGAAGAGGCGGUGGAGAAGGAAGAGGAGACGAGAAAGAAGAAGGACCGGAUCAGGUGGGAAUCGGAUCGAAUGUUUUUUUGGACGCACGGUAGACGGGCACAGGCGAUGCGGAUGGGCUGGACAUACUGUCUAUAGGAGCAUUAUUCUGUUUCCUUGUGCACUUUUUUGUCUAACGUGCUGACUUUGUAUCUGCGCAGCCUUCGUUUUAGCUGCAUGUUACGAUGUUAUGGAAUAACGCUAUGCGGGAACAUAGACGGAGGACGCGGUGAUGUUACUACACAAAUAUACCACAUGUCUUUUG